Messenger RNA from Microtus ochrogaster (prairie vole), 2531 nucleotides. Its product is annotated as zinc finger protein 883. The record is from RefSeq and is a predicted model, not a curated record. Gene Ontology annotation, cellular component: nucleus. Bases 224 to 2134 code for a protein of 636 amino acids. The transcript is spliced from 3 exons. NCBI's taxonomy places the organism in Eukaryota, Metazoa, Chordata, Mammalia, Rodentia, Cricetidae. Gene Ontology annotation, biological process: regulation of transcription by RNA polymerase II. Gene Ontology annotation, molecular function: RNA polymerase II transcription regulatory region sequence-specific DNA binding; DNA-binding transcription factor activity, RNA polymerase II-specific.
GAGGAGUGUUCCAGAAUCACACCAGUGUGGCCCCACUCCCUGUCUCAAGUUGGUAGUAGAGUUCAUUUUUGUGGGACUUCAUAAGAGUGGGUUGUACAGUCCAGCAUGGAAGCACACCCCUGUAAUCUCGACACUUGGGAAGACAGAGGCAAGAGGACCACCAGUUCAAAGCCAGCCUGGACUACGUGGGGAGAAACUGAGAAAGACAGAGUGGUUGGACUGCAUGACCUUUGAAGACGUGGCUGUGUACUUCUGCCAGGAAGAGUGGGAGCUCCUGGAUGAAGCGCAGAGGCUACUGUAUCUGGAUGUGAUGCUGGAGAACUUUGCCCUUAUAUCCUCACUAGUUUGUUGGCAUGAAGCAGAGGCUGAAGAAGCAGCUCGUGCACCGAGUGUUUCACCAGCUGAAAACCCACAGGUCAGGACUCCAAAGGAGGGCCUGCCCACACAGAAGACUCAUCCUUCUGACAUCUGUGCCACAGUUCUGAAAGACAUCUUACAUCUGGAUGAUCUACCUGCACAGAAACCAUAUUUAACUGAGGUGUGUGCAAGCCUCCUGGACCAGAAGCAUCAUAGAGCCAAGAAUUGGUUAAAGAGAGAUGUGGACUCCCUUGUGAAGAACUGUAUAUGCCAUGUAUCGGGGAACCCUUUCAUCUGUAGUAAGAUUGGAGAAAACUUCUCAGCUGUGUGGAAUCUUCUCCAACCCCAGGCCCUUCCCAAAGGUGAGAAUCAAAACAAAAUUAAGCGUGGAAAGGCUUUUCACACUAAUAAAAAUAAUUCUAAGUCAGAUGAAUAUAAGAAACCUUCCAGCCCCCAACACAGACGUCUUGAGAACCAGAGAGUUUGCAGUGAAAAGGAGGGGUUUGGAUCUAGCAAACAUAAGCAAGACUUAACCAAGUACACACUGGUACCACCCCAGACAGACCAGACAGAAAAAAGACCCUAUGAGUGUCAUGACUGUGGAAAACUGUUUGGCCAAAAGGCCACACUUAGAAUACACCAGAGACGUCAUACUGGAGAAAAACCAUAUAAGUGUGGGGAAUGUGGAAAGUCUUUUUGUCAGAGUUCCAACCUCAGCGAACACUGCAGAGUUCACAGUGGAGAGAGACCUUACGAGUGUCUGGAGUGUGGGAAAGCCUUCGGGUGCCAUUCUAGUCUUCUCCGGCACCAGAGAACGCACACAGGAGAGUGGCCUUAUGAAUGCGGUGACUGCGGAAGGCUGUUUCGACAGGUCGUCAGCCUGAUCACGCACCGGAGGACCCACACUACAGACAAGCCUUACGAAUGUGGACAGUGUGAAAAAUCCUUUAGUCACAGAGCCACCCUCACUGUCCACCAGAGAGUGCACACCGGGGAAAAGCCCUAUCGCUGUGGAGAGUGUGGGAAGUCCUUCAGCCAAAGUGCCAACCUCAUUAAACACUCCAAAAUUCAUACUGGAGAAAAGCCCUAUGAGUGUGGGGAGUGUGGCCUCUGCUUUCGGCAAAGAGCCACCCUCAUGAAACACCAGAGAACCCACACUUCAGAAAGGCCUUACGAAUGUAGGGAAUGUGGUAAGUUCUUCAAACAAUACUUCUACCUCAUCGAACACCGUAGGAUUCACACCACAACAGAAUUCUAUGAGUGCAAGCAGUGCGGGAAAUCAUACACGCAAAAGGCCACCCUCGUCAGACACCAGAGAGUCCACACGGGAGAAAGUCCUUUUAAAUGCGAGGAAUGUGGGAAAGCCUUUGAAUACAAAUCCAGACUCGAUCGCCACCAGAGAACUCACACUGGGGAAAGGCCGUAUGAGUGUAGCAAAUGCGGGAAAUUCUUUCGGGAGAGCUACAACCUAGCUGAACACCAGAAAAUCCACACUAAAGCCAAGCCUUACAACUGUGAUCAAUGUGGGAAAUGCUUUAGCCGGAGGGCGGAUCUGGUCAAACACCAGAGGGUUCACACUGGAGAACGGCCUUACACGUGUGGGGAGUGUGGGAAGACCUUCAGUCGAACUACCAACCUUGUUCAGCACAGCAGAAUUCACACUGGGGAGCGGCCGUAUGAGUGUGACCAGUGCGGGAAAUCUUUUAGCCAGGUGUCUACCCUCACCCGGCAUCAGUUACUUCAUGCUGGAGAAAGACCUUCUAAAUAUAGCAAAUGAGGCACAUCGUAGACAGCCCUCUAGCAUCUUCUAACACCAAAAAUGUCACAGAAAGGCAGAAAAUGUGGGAAAUCCUUCAACGUGGGGUAGACAUCACAUCCUGGAAGCCUGCGCUUGAAAACACUCUUAGACAUCCCAAGAGUGUUGUGUUGUUCACUAUGGCAGAUUAGAGCCUCACACAAGUCUUCAGAGGGGCAGAGUACCAAAUGAGUGCCAGGCAUGUGUAAUAUGUACUGAAGGCACCCUGCACAUUCUAGACAGCCUGUCUCCCUUGCCAGAACUAAUUACCUGCCAUCAUGUCUCCUGAAAAGUGUCUCCCAUCUAACAACUUGCACUGAGUGCAUAUUCCCCCCAACAUAGUCUCCCCUUCCUUAGUGAAAGCCUCAGCUGCCUGUGC